AUGCCGAAUGGAGAUGGUGGGUAUUUCUUUGCCCGGCACCGGAGCCUACCCGAGGAAGAGAGGCAGAAGCGUGAAGACAGAACAGAUUUCUUUCAGAGAGCGGCGAAGAUCCUAAAGAAGUUCAAUCCACUGAGCGAUGAUUUCACACAGCAAACCUUGUACUUUCUCCAGCAACAAUUCAACAACAUCCGUUGGAUGUUGCAAGAGACCGCAAUUCCCCUCGAUGUCGACGAUGGCAUUCUUGAUGCCAAUGUUUCUACAGGAGCCUUGCGAGCCCUUUUCCUGGCCAAUUAUUACCUUUGUGUGGUCCCUUUGAAGGUGCAAUUUCUGCGGCUGGAUGAAUUCAGACCGGUGCAGCCCACUCGAGAGGAGCUAUAUCAGGAGGUUUGGCAUGAAGAGCAUCAGUUGCUACAGGAAUUGCGCUUCUGGGCCAAGGACUUCGGGAAGUCGCGAGGAAAACAUCGACGCUUCGCACCGCAUUCCCUGUGUCAAAGUGGAUGGUGGAAGGCACCGGCACUCGCAGAUUGCAGUGAGCAUUUGCUGACAGCUUUGCGCACCUGGGACGUGUUGCCAGGUGACCAGGUCCCAGAUCUUCUUCCACGUGCUGUCUGUACCUCCUCGGCCAUGCUGGAGGAAACGGCCAUGGAACAUUUGAUGUGGAGCCAUUGUGUCGCAGAUGAUAUGCAGUAUCAUGUGACCUGUGCAUACAACCAGCUCUACACCAAGCGAGAUCUGGAUGAGGCAGCGGCGCACUUACAAGUGGCAUCUCUGGUUGCCAUGCUCUGUGAUGGCUGCAGGGUGGAUGGUCAAGGAUUUUCAUCUGUGGCUUUGGAUGAACUGCUUUGGCGCUUUGGACUCUUGGUCCUUGAAGCCUUGCAGCUGAAAGACAUGGACUGGGAGGAGGACCCACAGAGGUAUGCCUGGGCUGCUGGCACAGUGUCCUCGUCUCCUCCUCGCACUGCCUGGCGUGGCCACGAGCCGUUGCAAGCGAUACUCUUUGGACGCUCCAAGUGCCAGGCGGUGCUGAGACCCCCGCUCUGCAUCCAAGAGAAUACCAUCAGAACGGGUGACUUUGUAGCUGACUAUGACUUGGUCACAGAGCGCUUACCCACUUGCCAUUAUGAGAGGCAAAAGGCAACAAGCACAGGGCUACAGCUGAAACCCAUGGAGCUCAAGGAUGCCCAAGACGCUCUGGCCGGAACUGGGCCGGCCAGGUGUUCGGUGGCUCCGCUCGACACGAUUUUGCUGCUGCUUCCUGUGUACCCGAAGAUGAUGGGGCACCUUACCAGUGAAAUGAUCUGGUUGACUGGUGCAUUGGCAUGGUUCUCUGGACCAACCGGGAGGAAGUUGCUGAGAGCUUUAUGGCAAGCAGCUGGUGAGUAUCCGCACAUGGGCCUGCCUCCCGAAGGCCUCUUGCGGAACACCACAGAGGUUCUUUUGGUGCCUUCACCAGGACGAUAUGCGGACCCUGAGCAACUGCUGCUGAAGGACUUGUUUUCCCUUUUGAGCUCCAGACCCAUUCGAAGUUUGCUCCCGAACAAGGAUGGCUGCCGUUGCUACCGCAGGGGUGCCGUUUGGGGAUACCUGGAAGCGCCCUUUUCAGGGCCCGGUGAUUUCACCUUUCCAGACUCUGUUGCCAUGAGAACUGCCAUGGUGAGACACCUGAAGCUGGUGCCACCUGGGAGACAUGCGAGAAAUGCUAUUGGUGUUCUGCUGGUGGAGCGCUGCAAGGAUACUGUGGGUUGCAAGCGUAGCAUCAGCAACCUGAACCGUGUGACGUCGGCCAUUUCCCAGUUGGAAGAUGUGAAGUUGCAACAUGUCAGGCUACAAGAGUUGCCUCUGCUGGAACAGGUUCGGCUCAUACUCGAAACUCAGGUCUUAUUGGCCACCUUUGGAGCGACCUUAGCAUGGCUCCCCUUGCUGCGAAGCAACUCCUUCGUUAUCGACAUGCACCCAGGGCCACCCGAGGCCUUGACGCUCUUUGGCAGUUGUUGGACCGCGCCUCCAGCCGUGGUCCCCGUUGCAGCAACAGCGGCAUCAUGGGACGUGAACCCCAGAAGUGAGUUCGGUGGAUGGGCCAGAACUGCGCAUGUGAACUAUGCCUGCUCAUCUGUCUGGUCGUUUGAGGUGAAUGUCUCGGAGAUCGUGGCGUUGGUCAACGUCAUGGCCCAUCUGGGCCCAUCUGUCACCAUGGCACCGGAUAGCGGUGAUAUGCUGAUCAUAUCUCUGUCACCUGUUGAAGUCUUCCAGCAGGUCCUGUUUCUUGAGAGGCUCCAACUUGACGAAGUUCGACGUCGUGGCCGUAGGGCCAUAGGCAACUGCUUGAACAGGCAACAGCAAUGUGCCCUGUGUUCUUGCCUAAAGGCACUGUACUCGGACUCCAAGAUCAAGGAGAAUGUGGAAGAUGCAGAUUUGCAGACCCUCAUGCAGCAGAUCAAGCACAUCCGCAUUCGAGAGUUUGAUCAUGGAGAGGAAGAAUUCUUCAACAAGUUCUUUUCCAGACGACAGCUAGGCAUCAUGGCUCAUGAGCUCCAACCGGUGAUGCCCACGGCAGUCGGUGUGCUUCCAGAGAGAAGAUGGACGAAUCCCAAGGGUGUCACCAACCAGACGAAAAAUGUCAUGCUGGUUCGAGAUACACACCUGCUCUUUGCGACCUUGGGGGCGGUCCAGUUACUGGCCAAGAAGGCGGAUGUCUGGGACGAAGGCAUUGAGCAACUUUUCAAGGACAACAGUGCUAUUGUCGCAGAACAAGAUGACAACAGGCGCAAGCGCGAGGAGCUUUUGGAGCAACUUGUGCGGGUGGUUGCCAAAGUAGAGGUGAUGCAAUUCGGCUUCGCCAAGACAGAAGAGUCGGUUGCUCGAGUGGAGGGUGCCAUGACGCAUCACAAACAAGUGCAACAGGAACGCCACGAUCAACUGCUUUUGAGUGUAGAUAUGCUGACCAACAAGUCCCUAGAACAGGACAUGAACAUUGCGACCUUCCAGGAGGCCUUCCGCCAGGCCGUCGACCGGGAAGCCCGUGCGGAUCUGGUGGAGAAGCGCAAGCAGACGGAGGCCGAACUGGAGGUGCAACUGGUCAAGCGGAGUAUAGAGAAGCUCAGGUGGGAGGAGGAGCAGAAGACGAUCACACUCCGUGGAGAGGAAGAUCGCAAAAAAGACGAAUAUUCAACGCAGAAGCAUCACGAGCGAGUUGCUUUUGAGACAGCGCAGAAGAAGGCUGCUGAUCUCGAAGUUCUCAACCAACAGGAGGAGUCCAACCUCCGGCAGCAAGCGCAGAAGCAUAAGGAUGAGAAGGAACUUCUGGAGCUGCGUUUGAAGUCUGACGAACGUCGCGCAGAGUUGGGGGUUCAGGAGGCCAUUGAAAGGGCCAAGAUCGAGGAGGAAGGUAAGAUCAAAGCUGCUCGAGAAAACGAGGAUGUGAACACUCGCCUAAUGCAAGCGGAACAAGCAGAGAAGCGAGCGCAGAUGCUGGCGGCGAUACAGGCCACUGCCACGGUGGCAUCUGAUUGGGUGCACGCCGUUUUUAGUUCAGCCACCAACUUGGCUUUGUUGAUUGGCUCCAUCGUGACCUGCCUGGGAGGUAUCUACCUGGUCAGAGAGAUGGCCAUUCUGUUGAGGGAGCAGCUCAACAAGCGAUUGGGAAGGCCAUCACUGGUGCGUAUGACCAACCGUAGGGGCACAAUGCAACAAGUUGGCAUUGGCAUCCUUAGAUUGUUGAGACUACGACCGCCGAGAGGAGCCGAGUUCAAUGACGUUGUGCUUCAUCCGAAGCUGCGGCAGCAGGUGAUGCGCUUGGCAGAUGCAACGUCUUCUGCCAAAAGACGACGCAUGCCGCUGCAGCACGCCAUGUUCUACGGUCCACCCGGAACGGGGAAGACCAUGGUAGCUCAGCGCUUCGCUGAGUACUCAGGAGCCGUGAUGGCGACCAUGGAGGAGAUCGUGGCGCAGAUCCAGACGUUGCGGCAGGAGCUGCAGGAGAGCCGAAGGAGAGAAGAGGACCUGAAUACCAGACUCCAGGCAGUGCAAGCUUCAGGAGCGGUUCAGGCAACUUUGGAGGAGAUGGUGAACACGCAGAAGGCCAUCUUGGAAGCAUCUAAGAAGCCUGACAGGAAAUUGACUUUGGUAGACAACCGCGGGUUGGCAAAACCAAACAACUAUGAUGGAAGUGCGGAUUUCUUGCAAUGGAAGAUCCGACUUGAGGCGUUUGUGGAGUCAGUCCAUGACGACUUUGGGAAAGCUAUGGCUUGGGCGGAAGAUGAGACCGACCCAAUCAGCACCUCUUCAAUGUCAGCCGAGUUUGGAGACGUCAAUCCUGCUCAGGAGACAAUUCCAGACUUGGAAGCCAAGGAUGCGCAGCUUUACGCAGUCCUUCAGACGCUCUGCGAGAAGGAAGCGUUCACGCUGGUUAGAAGCUCAGGGAAAGGAAAGGGCUUAGAGGCUUGGAGGAGACUUUGCAAGAGGUAUGACCCGUCGACAGGAGGACGCCGACGAGCGUUGCUCCGUAGCGUGCUCAGUCCUAACCGUUGUGGCAAGGUGGAAGAGUUGAGCGCAGCGGUCGAAAUUUGGGAAGACCAGGUUAGACAAUACGAGACUCGACGCAAAACUGAUGGCACCAGGCCAACGUUGGAUGAAGACAUAAAGAUAUCGAUCUUAGAGUCGAUUUGUCCGGUUGAGGUUGAAAGGCAUCUUCAACUUAAUCAGGCACGAUUUGCCGAUUACCAGGAGGUACGCAAAGAAUUGUCGACCUACUUGGAAACGAGGAUCGGGCUGAAACUCAAGGCAGGUUCAUACGUUGACACCGGAGGAGUCCAGCCGAUGGACAUUGGAGCCUUCGGUAACGACAAAGCCAAGAAGGUUUGUCACAACUGCGGAAAGCCAGGUCACUUCAAGUCCGACUGCUGGGCACCAGGUGGAGGAAAAGCUUCUUCGCAGGGAAAGUCUGGUAAGCAAGGAAAAGGGCAGAAAGGCGGUCAGCAGUCCAACUCAGGUGGAAAGAAAGGAUCUCCAAAGGGAUCGAAAGGAGGAAGCAAAGGAGGUGGAAAGACCACCAAAGGCAAAGACAAAGGCAAAGGAAAGAACAACAAAGGUAAAGGAAAAGCUAUGGGCAAUGUUGAGGCUGAGAAGGAACCAGAAGCUGAGGAGCAGGCCGGGUCUUGGGAUGCCAGUGGAUGGGAAGGUCAUGAUGAAUCCGGUUGGAACAACUGGACUGAAGGCGGUCAGGGCUCAAGCCUGGAGGGUAAUUACCUUUCUCUAGGCGCGUUGCACCGUCCCGCCAUGGUGACCAAGCGGCAUAGCGAUUCCGAGAGCCGCUCGGGACUUGCUGACAGCUUGGUUGCAGCACUAAGGAACCUCCCACGUGGCACAGAUGCCGGGUUGCGAGACUCUGGAACUGGUUCUUCCGGAGAUCGCUCGGUCGAUAUGAUGAUGAGGUUGAUCGACGAGAACUACAGGCUGCGUGACCAGCUGAGGGCCCAAGGUGACCAAGAGCAGAGAAGCUCAGAACGUGACAGGAGCCGUCGAAGACGUUCCUCACCCCAAAGGGAACCAGAGCCCGAAGAGAGAUCCCGUGACAGGUCAAGGCGCAAGCGGCAUGACUCCAGGCCGAAGCGCGAUCGUGAUGAUGACCGACAUGGGAGACGCAGGGCCAGAAGUGAAAGCAGCGGCAGGAACAGGGAGUUGGUUGACAGAACGGCCACUCCGAAGAAUGCCGCAAGGCGCAAGAGCGAGACUCCAGCGGCCAGUGACAGAACAGUCAGCCGAACCCCAAGGGGUAGCGUUGGCGACUACUUGAAGAGUAAGGCCGAAGCCAGAAGGGCUGGUGAGGCAAGAUCUCCGGCCGCUUCGGUUGGAGACUUGCCGCCCGGCAUGAGGACACCCAGAAGUCCUCCCGGGCCACCUCCGCACAAGCGGAAGAAGCUCGAGAUCAAGCCAGAGAAGAAGAACGAGGUCGAGCCGGAGGAGCGCACCGACGCCAAGAACACGAAGCCUAAAAGUGAAGGGGCGCCAGCUAUCAAGGCGAAGCCAAAGCCCAAGACGAACUCAGGGCUCACCAGCGGUUCACUCUCGGUGCUUCGUGGCACGCUUGCCACACAGCUGAUGCUGGAUGCCGAGAAGACCAAUGACCCCGAGUUGAAGAGGGAACUUGAGCGCCAGAAGAACGAGCUGCAGCAGCGUGCACCGAGAAGGUCAGUGGCAAUCACGGCGGACAACCUCAAUGACCAGUCAUUCCAUGAUUCCAGGUACUAUGCGGAUGUCGCGUCUGGCAAGGCGCACCACAUCGCUUGGAAGAACGAGAAAGGCCGCCGUAGAGCCAUCUUAGACCGUAAAGAUGGUGUCAUUGACCGCGCCAGGGAGCGCAUGCGCCUGGAUGCGGAAUGGCAUGAAGAGCACGCUCAGCUGAACUCAGGUUCCAAGAAGCAAGAUGUGGAAGGUCUUAAGGCCGAUGUGGAGACCGAGAUCAUCGACGAGAGGGAGCGCGACAAGGAUAAGCCCCUGGAACCUCAGAAGGAAGCUGUGGCUUUGAGCCGCCGGGAGAAGGAAUCCUUCCGGCAGUUUCCCAAGGACGAGCAAGAGACCUUGGAUAAGCCCACAAAGAGGAAGGAACAAGGGCCGAGAAUCAGAGGGCCCGACUACUACCGUCGGAAGAAUGCCGCCCGACGUGAAAGACAGAAGGCCGAGAAGGCCGAGCAACGAGCAAAGGAAAAGGAAGGUCGAGACCGUGACCGACGACACGGAUGGGAUCCGGAAGAAGAUGAAGACGAUGGUGGUGGUGACACUGAGAGUAACAGCAACUACCUCAGUUCGCUCUUGGCUCCUCUGGGUGGAUCGCCUGGAGAGCCACACGUGGUGGAAGAGCGUGAUGGAUGGAGGAAGAUUGAAGUGAAUCUGGACACGGGAGCCGCUGCGACGGCGAUCCCGACAGACUUGAACCUGGAUGGACAUGCCAGGACCCCACCGCAGGACGUCAACUACAAGACGGCGUCAGCGGAGUGCCUUGCUGACGAAGGUGGUGUAGUGCUCAAGGGCACAGAUGUCUACGGAAGUGCCAAGGUGUUGGAAGGGCGUGUGACAGGAGUCCACCGCACUUUGGCGUCAGGCGCAAAGGUUGCGCGACAUCACUAUAUGGCGCUGGGAGCACAUGGAGGUCAACUCAUUCCCAGGAACUCCCAGGCUGGAAAGGAAUAUGCAGCCUUCAUGGAGAAGCUGCACAAGAAGCACAAUUGCAUGCUCUUUUCACGGGCCUCCCGAACGGGUGUAAGUCCGGAGCUGCAGCCACUGGACGAUGAAGGUGCUCCAGCCGCAUCGGCAGGAGACCUUGGUGGCGAUGAGGCCGCAGAAGACGGCCACCAGUCUUCAGAAGAGAUUGGAGAAGAACAGAGGCAGGUGAUCGUGAAGCGGUCCCCGGCAGAUCCUACCGACCGAGAAAUACAGGAGCACCGUGCUGCUGGGCACGUUGUUCACCGAAGCUGGUGUCUUCACUGCCAGAGGGCUCGGGUAACGGGCCAACGCCACAGAAGCGGUGACCCAGCUCGGGAUGAGGAUGGUAGGAUGCCGUAUGUUUCACUAGAUUACUUUUACUUGAAUUCAGGGCAGGAAAAGAGUGACGCUGAUGGCAUUUUGCCUUGCUUGGUUGUGAAGUGUCACAAAACUGGGCGCUAUUGGGCAAAUGUAGUUCCAUCAAAGGGUGCAGAAUUGUUCGCAGUUGAAUGGUUGAAGUCUUGCCUCAAUGAAACAGGUUUCAAAGAACUAUGCCUGAAGAGCGACAACGAGCCGGCGAUCAUGGCUUUGAAGAAUAAAGUGAAGGAGGAAAGCAGGUUAAAGAUUCAUCUUGCUGAGGCGCCGGUGGAGGAUCACCAGGCGAACGGCUUCAUUGAGGUCGCAGUAAGAGAAGUGAAGAGACAGGUCAGGGCGAUGCUGUCUGACCUUCAGGAAAGGCUUGGGUUCGAGGUGGAACCGAGCCAAGACCCCCAAGAGACGGACGACGUCAUGACCUCGCACCAAGAGUGUCCAUGGGAAUGUUCGUGGGCACAGGCUGGCGAGGUUCGAGUUGACUUGCCAGUGGUUGUCGGGCCGUUGAGCCGACCACCAGCUGAAGAAGUGAUUCCACGGAAUCUUUAUGUGACGAAGAGCGACAUCGAGAAGUACGGUCGGACCCCGUUGUGUCCGGGAUGUGAGGCGCAGUUGCUUGAGACAGGGCGCAGGGCCCACAAUGCCGAGUGCAGGUUCAGAAUCGAAGGUGAGCUCAUGAAGUCCGAAGAAGGGAAGAAAAGGAUUGAAGCAGCAAAGGCAAGAAUAGAAUCAGGGCGUCGCCCCAAAGCUCCUAGAGUCGGAGGAGGGGCAGACGAAUCAGAGGUUGUGGAAGCUGCCAACGUUCCUGCGUUGGUAGGCAUUCCAGAGCCUGAUGCCGAAAUGGCCUCGGGAGAAGCUGUUGGAGAACCAUUGGAACGAGUCGCACCCCGCGAGCUUGAGGAACGAGAAGAAGAGCCAAGAAGCCCAAAGAAGCACAAGUCCGGCGCCAGUCGGACAAAGAGAAGCCCAGAAGCAGAUGUUGAGGAGUUGCAUCAACAGAUGCAAGAAGAAGUUCCAGCAGAAGGAGCAGCUGAGUCGGGACCAAUUCCGGCUGCCGGGAGCAAUGACCCCCGGCCACACAUGCCGCCAGUCGCACCUCCAGAUGCUUCACCAGGAGGAGACGACAUGGUAGACAUCGGACAUCUGUCCAUGUGUCUUUGUUCAGUUUUGAGGGAAGCCCGGAAGAAAGGCAAUGUGCAGAAGACUGUUUCAGAGAUCUUUUCACCCCCAAGAGUUUCAGCGCAAGCUCAAUUGGUCGGUUUGCGACCUGGAUUCGCAAUCGAUCUCGAAACAAAGAGAGAGGAUGGAGAUCAUUGGGAUCUCAGCAAGGAUUCACACAUUGAAGACCUUUUUACGCUUUUGGACAAGGAGAAACCCAAACUUUUAGGUGGUUCACCGCCAUGUGGACCAUUCUCGCAACUUCAGAACCUUGUUGACGCCAGGAACCAAGUCCCCGCGUCAGUUAGGUCAAAGAGACUUCAAGAAGGUAAGAAGCACCUGAGAACCUCAGUGCGUGCUUACCGCGCACAGAUGGACGCAGGUCGUUACUUUCUUCACGAGCACCCAAAGGGCGCACGAAGUUGGGAAGAGCCAGAAGUUGAAGAACUACGCAAAGAUCCCCGCGUAUACGAAGUCACAGGACCUAUGUGUCGUUGGAAGAUGGAAUCCUCCGAUGCAUGGGGCAAAGGCCUAGUCAAGAAGGAAGCCAGGUGGUUGACCAAUUCGCGACACAUCGCGGCGAUACUAUCUGGUGUUUGUUCGAAUGUUGAAGGAAAGACUUGGCAUAGACAUGUGAACCUCAUCAACGGCAGGGCGAGAUCAGCACAGGUAUAUCCCCCACUGUUGGUUCGAGGAAUACUGGAAGCUCUUAGAAAUCAACUGGCUGAAGACGGUGAAUUCAGUCAAGCUUUGAAUUCCCUCGGUGCUGGGCCAGUACCAGAUGCUGUUCCAGUCAUCGACGAGGAACAAGAAGUUUACGACAGUUUACCUCCCGCCGAUUUGCCAGUCGCAGGACCAGUCUAUGAUUCCAACACCGGAGCGGAGUUGGAUCUAGCUAAGGUAGCAGCUGCGAGACGCGAAGAACUGGAUUGGGUGCAGAAGCAAUGCAUCUAUAAGAAGGUGCCUGCAGAACAGGCACGCGCUGCUGGGAAAGUUCCCAUCACAAUGAAAUGGGUCGAUCGCAACAAGGGCGACCUGGACAGACCAAACUACAGGUCUCGGAUCGUCUGUCGCGAGAUCAAACGAUCCAAGAAUGCGGACUACAUCCCAGAGCAUGCAAGCUUUAGUGCAAUGCCGCCACUUGAGGCUCUGAAGAUGUUACUGUCACUCAUGGUAACUCUCCGAACCUCAAAGCGCAAUCGAAAACCUCUCAAGUUACGCCUACUGGAUAUCUCCAGGGCGCAUUUCUACGGACAUGCGCAACGAGAAAUCUUUGUGACUCUUCCAGAAGGUGAUCAAGAAGAAGGUAUGGCGGGACUGCUGCUGAAAAGCAUGUAUGGGACGCGCGAUGCCGCCCAUAUCUGGCAGCAAUCCUAUACAGAUGUGCUGCUUGCAGCAGGGUUCAAAAGAUCCGCUGCAUGGCCAGCAAUCUUCUUUCACGAACGCUUGGAAGCAAGGCUGCUAGUCCAUGGAGAUGACUUCGUCGUUCUGGGCGAUGACGCAGCGCAGGAGUUUGUGGAGAAAGCACUAAGAGAAAAGUACGAUCUUCGUGUCGAUGGAAGCAUUGGCGUAGGAGAGGCAAAGCAGGAGUUUUGUGUCUUGAACCGUCUCGUACGUUUCGACGAGCGGUCAGGAUCAAUCUUCUACGAGCCAGAUCCACGUCACGCCGAGAUCUUGCUCAAGGAUUUAGGCAUGGAGACGUGCAAGCCAGUCAAGAGCCCAAACGAAAAGCUAACUGCAGAAGCGCUAGCCAAAAGGUUAGAACUGGAUGUGGUUGAUCCGCACAGGAUCAGUCAAUAUCGUUCGCUCACUAUGCGAGCAGCGUUCUUAGCCCAAGACCGUCCUGAUUUGUCAGAGACAGUCAAGUGCCUCGCACGAAAGAUGCAAGGACCCACCGAAGCUGAUUUCGGUGACCUGAAGCGUCUAGCUAGGUAUUUGAAGGGCAAUAUGCGAAUGGUGCAGAAGUUCACUCCGCAGAAGUUCAGCAAUGUUGUGUCAGUUCAUGCUGACUCGGACUUCGCAGGCUGUCUUCUCACUCGGAAGAGUACUACAGGUCUAGUCUGUUACUAUGGGCGACACACUUUGCGCCACUCGAGUAACCUACAGUCCACAGUCAGUCUUUCAUCAGGAGAAAGCGAAUACUAUGCCUUGGUCAAGGCAGUGGCUUCCGGAAUGGCAACCCAGGAGCUACUUAGAAGCUGGGGCAUUAACGUGAAUCUCCAGGUGUACACUGACUCAGCUGCAGCACUUGGAACGUGCAAUCGGCUUGGACUUGGGAAAUCGAGACACAUACAGACCAGAUACCUCUGGAUUCAGGAGAAGUUGGCCGAGCGAUCGUUCGAGCUGAUCAAGAUCGACACCAAGCUGAAUACCGCCGACAUCUGUACCAAAGCAUUGGCAAGCGAAGCUGCAGAACGACAUCUGAAGGCAAUGGGUUUCGAAGUAGUUCAAGGUCUUGAGUAUGCCAUCAUGUCGGGUGGCGAUGUAGCACCACUCGAAGAGCAAGCGGUCACCGAGCUGCACAAGCUCUUCAGGUGGGUUCAUAGAAGCAGCAGAGGAGUGCUCCUCUUUAUCGAUGAGGCCGAUGCAUUUUUGGCAUCAAGAAAAAACUCAGGUAUGAGUGAGACGAUGAGAAAUGCUCUUACCACGAUGCUGUACCACACAGGCACACCAUCUUCCCAGUUCAUGCUGGUCAUUGCAACCAACAGACCGCACGAUCUAGACAGUGCCAUUCUGGACCGCUUGGACGAGAGCGUGGAGUUUGGUUUGCCUGACCUAGAUGCCAGAAAGGGCAUGGUCCAGCUGUACUAUGACAAAUACAUAGCAAAGCCGCUGAGACUACCUACUGUCAGUGCGACCACAACCAUGCUGCGGAAGCCUCCGGUUCAAGUCAAUGGCUUUCGAAGUCGGCUUCCAGGUAGUCUGAGGCCACAAAUACCCAGGGAAGAGGAGGUGGAUGAAGCUGCGAUGGCUGUUGUGGCUGAGAGGAUUAACGGGUUCAGUGGCCGAGAAAUCUCGAAACUCUUUACCUCGCUUCAGACGCAUGUCCUCUACAGCGAUAGAGCGCAUGGAAGAGCGAUAUGCACCAAGUCGAUGUUGCUGGAGGUAGUUGACCAGAAGGUCGCGGAACAUGGCCGGAGUCAUGAAUUCCAGACCACUGGCUAUGAGUACCGCCAUGCGGACAGCCACGGUGCUUAUGGCGCACAUGGCGCCCACCGUGCUCCGGAGCGGGGUGCUCAUGAGAUGAAUGGCACCGUUUUGUCCAAGGGCGCGCCUUAGAGGACAUCACAUAGUCGUGGUCUGAUGCUGCAGCAAUGACUCUAUGCUGUGUACAUAGACACUUGUGAAUAAUAAACUUGAUAAACGC
Cladocopium goreaui is the source of this 12094-nucleotide messenger RNA. Lineage: Eukaryota; Dinophyceae; Suessiales; Symbiodiniaceae. The record is from the annotation of a GenBank genome assembly.